Messenger RNA from Macadamia integrifolia, 2137 nucleotides. Its product is annotated as E3 ubiquitin protein ligase RIN2-like. Gene Ontology annotation, molecular function: ubiquitin protein ligase activity. Gene Ontology annotation, cellular component: plasma membrane; ubiquitin ligase complex; cytosol. Lineage: Eukaryota; Viridiplantae; Streptophyta; Magnoliopsida; Proteales; Proteaceae. The record is from RefSeq and is a predicted model, not a curated record. The transcript is spliced from 8 exons. Gene Ontology annotation, biological process: protein ubiquitination; ubiquitin-dependent protein catabolic process; positive regulation of plant-type hypersensitive response. The coding region runs from base 22 to 1218 and encodes 398 amino acids.
CUUUGAUGUCUCUUAUAUAUUAUGCUUUUGGCUUACAGGAUAAAGUUGUGCAUAACAAUAUUCAAAACUUGGCAUUCAACUGUGUUUCUUCUGUUAUUCUUUGAACCUCUAAGUAUUGCUUUUGAGACAUUGCAGGCCAUUGUGGUUCACGGAUUUCAGUUACUGGAUAUAUGGCACCGUCAUUCCAUGGAAAGCAGCACUGAUUGUCAAAGAUCCCAAGUUUUUGAUAGAUCAGCAGCAGGUACUUUAUGGGAAUGGAAGUGCAUUCUUACUCUGGAUUUUGGUUUUUUUCUAGACAUGAUGACCUUGUUAAUGGCCCUUGGUCAUUAUUUGUAUAUUUGGUGGCUUCGUGGCAUGGCAUUCCAUCUUGCGGAUGCAGUCCUUUUCCUAACUAUACGCGCUUUGGCUAGCACAACAUAUAAGCGGAUCAAAGGAUUUGUCAAGCUGAGAACAGCUCUAAGUGCUCUCCAUGAGGCUCUUCCUGAUGCGACUUCUGAAGAGAUAGAAGCAUAUGAUGAUGAAUGUGCUAUUUGUAAGGAACCGAUGGCAAAGGCUAAAAAGCUAUCUUGCAAUCAUCUUUUCCAUCUAGCAUGCUUGCGGUCUUGGUUGGACCAAGGUCUAAGCAAGAUUCAUCUGUGUCCUACAUGUCGAAGGCCACUAUUUGCGGUCAGACCUGAAGAAAAUACUAAUCACCAUACUGGAGAAGUCACAGAUAAUGAGCAGCUUGCUCGUCAAAUCAGUUCAGGGUUGGAGCGGCAAAACACAUCUGGACAUACGCUUCCUGUGGGGGCAUUCUCCAACAUGCAACAGAACCCCUCAGAAAGCUUCGCUUGGAGGGGGGUGAGGCUUGGUUCAAGUUGGAUUCAGCCUAGGCCAAGUCAGAGCCUUGAUGGUGCUGGCCCUUCCACUGCAAUUAGAUCAGUUGGACUCAGCAGAGUUCAGAUGAUGAUGAGACACCUGGAAGAAGCUGUUUGGAGCCUUUGGCCUGUGACCAACCCUCAAGCUGUUCCAGGUUCCCCUGUUCCACCUGUUCCAACCACUGGUGGUUUAAGUUCUAGAAGUGCGUCUCCCUUGGUUAAUGACAAUAUAUCACGUAUAAUUGCGAUGGCUGACACAGUACGGGAGGUGCUGCCUCAUAUUCCUCAUGAAAUAAUUUUCCAGGACCUGUGGAGAACAAAAUCUGUUGCGGUUACCGUGAAUAAUCUUCUUCGGAUGUGAUUUUCCAAUAUCGGUAUGUUUUCUUGUAAUACCAUUUUGCUUGCUCGAAGAACUCAAGGAGAUCAUAUGCACUGUAUAUUCUAAUCACCAAAAGGUGAGGCUGUUGAAUUUGCUGGAGAAACCUCUCUCUCCCCCUCCUUUUAUUCCUCCAAUGAUGUUCUUUUGCCUCGGUUCUGUACAUAGGGAGUCAACAUCUUACACCAGGAGCUACUGAUAAAAAUUUAUGAAAAUUAUGCGAUUCAGUUAUCUUGCCAAAAAAAUUGCUGUUCUUACAUGGACAGGGCAACAGGGGGUGCUACAUUAUGAUCAUAAUAAAAGCAACCAAAGGAUUGAAGAGCUUUCUAAGUUGCAGAGCAAGUGAUCACCUGAACUGUUGUAAUAUUUUGGGUUUUUCUAAAUUUUAGUUAAUCUAAAUUUGGCUGACAAAAAAAAAAAAGGGUGUUGCCACUGUGUGAGGUUCAGUAGUUUUCAGUAGUUAUUUCUCUACUUAAGGAAAUAUAUUCAUUGAGUGGUUGAAGAUAUUCAUGCCGGCCCUUUCUGACCAUAAUAAACAUGCGCUGGUGAAGUAUGCUGGUGGAACAAUUGAUUUCAUCAAAGAGAGCUGCUAACAUAUUGCCCCUGCUCUGCUCUCACUGCAGUGCUUCUCUCUAUGAUUGAGAAGCAUACUUCUAAAUCUCAGCAGGUUUGGGCAGUUUUGGCCAAAUUUAUGGCAUAUCGGUGGACCUCGAGAUGUCGGCAGUUUCCACAGAAAUUUUUCCUGGAAUUGAGUGGUGAGCGUAUUUUUAAUUGUAAGCCAGAAAAGUACCUGGUUUUGGCCCCAAGAUUUUGAACCUUGAUGAGAAGUGAAGUGGACUGGUGUAUCAUGUUGACAGUUGGUAUUUAUUAUAAUUAUUCAUAACUCGUCAUAUAUUUUUGCAUA